Messenger RNA from Trametes versicolor FP-101664 SS1, 222 nucleotides. RefSeq lists its product as uncharacterized. Lineage: Eukaryota; Fungi; Basidiomycota; Agaricomycetes; Polyporales; Polyporaceae. Bases 1 to 222 code for a protein of 73 amino acids. The transcript has 2 exons. The record is from RefSeq and is a predicted model, not a curated record.
AUGGUGCACUAUGUGCAUAAAACACUUGGAAAGGACACCUUUACCGGAUUAAUCACACGCCUGCACCAGAACAUUAUCUUAAAACUCAGUGCCUACCUGGAAGAGAAGGGGAAUGGGGUGAAUAGGCCUGAACGCGAAAUAGGCGAAGCUGCAUUGAAGGAUUGGUGGAAUGUUUGGUGCAAGUUGGCGGGCAAGCCGGUUCCAGAGGAGAUUGCAUGGUAG